AUGUGGACAAAUGGAAUUUUUUUUCUUGUAUUAUUUGGUGUCUCUGCAUUAGUAGUGUCAAUUUCUUCUGCAUUGUUGAAGAGAAAAAAUGUGACGCUUCCUAUUGAGGCUUGGACUCCUUAUGCAUUAGACUCGAAUGUUUUAUUUCGUGUUACCUAUGGAUUUCAAAGCAUUGCCCUAGUAAUGGCUGCUUUUACAUCAGCUUCUGUGGAGGGUUUGGUUUUAACUUUUAUACUCCAAACUUGUGCUCAACUUGAGUUACUUUUCCAUCGCCUUCAAUUGAUUCCUCAUCUACUGAAAGAUUACAAAUUGCAUUCUGACUUAUGGAUACAUGAAUCGAAUCUUAUUACGGAUUGUAUAAAACAUCAUAUGCACAUUUAUACGAUAGGCAAUCGAUUGAACAACGUAUUUGGAUUUGUGAUUUUUACGCAAUUUUUUUCGUCCAUGAUUAGUCUUUGUGCUGUUGUUUACGAGCUUUCCAGCCUAAGUAUAUCUAAUUCAAUAAUUUGGUCCAUACUGUUUUGUCUGAGUUGUGUUAUUAUGCAAACAUUUCUCUACUGCUUUUAUGGAGAAAAAAUUAUUCAGAAGUGCCAAUCAUCAAACAUCUUCAUCGACUACAGUCCAGAAAUAGCACAAGAAGAUAAUUUCUACAUCAAAUCACCUUUCCAGGUGCCACCCUUGCCCAAUACGUCAGUCAAGAGAAAGUUGUCUUGA
This is a messenger RNA of Leptopilina heterotoma, 714 nucleotides long. RefSeq names its product odorant receptor 85b-like. The transcript is spliced from 4 exons. Bases 1 to 714 code for a protein of 237 amino acids. Gene Ontology annotation, cellular component: plasma membrane. NCBI's taxonomy places the organism in Eukaryota, Metazoa, Arthropoda, Insecta, Hymenoptera, Figitidae. The record is from RefSeq and is a predicted model, not a curated record. Gene Ontology annotation, biological process: sensory perception of smell; detection of chemical stimulus involved in sensory perception of smell. Gene Ontology annotation, molecular function: olfactory receptor activity; odorant binding.